UGCGACUUGUCUCGAACUGUCAUUCAUCGCCGUUUGUCUCACACUCGUAAUGGACGCUGAGGCAAGGGCGUCUGCCGCUUAUCUGGUCGAUAAGUUGCAGAGCGUACCUGCACCCAACCGUCUUCUAGUCGGCAUCGCAGGUAUCCCUGCGAGCGGGAAGAGUGAAUUUGCAGUGCUGGUGAACCGAUACACCAACGCUUUGCUCGAAGCCCGCGAUGAGAAGGCAACCCUGGUCGGCCUGGACGGCUGGCAUCUCACCCGAGCGCAGCUGGACGCGAUGUCCGACCCAAAGCUCGCGCACGACAAACGAGGUGCGCACUGGACCUUCGAUGGGGAUUCCUACGUCGCGUUCGUUCGCGCUCUGAGGCAAGAACCUACGGGCGUGAUCACGGCACCAUCCUUCGACCACGCCGUCAAGGAUCCCACCCCGCAUGCAGUUGCCAUCCAUCCUCAUCACCGCAUCGUCAUUAUCGAAGGCCUUUACAUCUAUCUUUCGGUGGAACCGUGGUGUCAGGCUGGCAGGCUGCUCGACGAGCGAUGGCUCAUCGAGAUCUCGCUCGAGGAGGCAGAGAAGCGUUUAGUCAAGCGCCAUGUCCUCAGCGGAGUGGCGAAGGAUCACAACGAAGCAGUGUGGCGCUCUAAUACCAACGAUAUGCCAAAUGGCAGAUUCUUGCUGGAGAACAUCUUGGAGCCAACGAAGGUUAUCCCGAGUGUCCACGAUCCAGCUCUAGCUAAGUGAGAACAUGAGCAUAUCGACUGUACUUGCUACUGUAUCAAGAAACUAUUCCAUAACACGGACUGACCCCAAUUAACCCCAGUGUCGCCGUAACAAAGCCUUCUAAAUGGAGAUCCACUCCUCGAAAUCAUUGAUUGCAUCUGAUUGGCAACAUCCGCCGG
Messenger RNA from Schizophyllum commune H4-8, 897 nucleotides. RefSeq names its product P-loop containing nucleoside triphosphate hydrolase protein. Lineage: Eukaryota; Fungi; Basidiomycota; Agaricomycetes; Agaricales; Schizophyllaceae. Gene Ontology annotation, cellular component: cytoplasm. The record is from RefSeq and is a predicted model, not a curated record. The transcript is spliced from 4 exons. The coding region runs from base 50 to 739 and encodes 229 amino acids.